Closterium sp. NIES-65 is the source of this 2667-nucleotide messenger RNA. The record is from the annotation of a GenBank genome assembly. Lineage: Eukaryota; Viridiplantae; Streptophyta; Zygnematophyceae; Desmidiales; Closteriaceae.
AUGGCGGGUUGUGGGGCGGUGGGUGGGGAGAGGGCAGGGGGAGGAGAGAGGGCAGGGGGAGGAGAGAGGGCAGGGGGAGGAGAGAGGGCAGAGGGGGGAGAGAGGGCAGGGGAGGAGAGAGGGCAGGGGGAGGAGAGAGGGCAGGGGGAGGAGAGAGGGCAGGGGGAGGAGAGAGGGCAGGGGGAGGAGAGAGGGCAGGGGGAGGAGAGAGGGCAGGGGGAGGAGAGAGGGCAGGGGGAGGAGAGAGGGCAGGGGGAGGAGAGAGGGCAGGGGGAGGAGAGAGGGCAGGGGGAGGAGAGAGGGCAGGGGGAGGAGAGAGGGCAGGGGGAGGAGAGAGGGCAGGGGGAGGAGAGAGGGCAGGGGGAGGAGAGAGGGCAGGGGGAGGAGAGAGGGCAGGGGGAGGAGAGAGGGCAGGGGGAGGAGAGAGGGCAGGGGGAGGAGAGAGGGCAGGGGGAGGAGAGAGGGCAGGGGGAGAGAGGGCAGGGGGAGGAGAGAGGGCAGGGGGAGGAGAGAGGGCAGGGGGAGGAGAGAGGGCAGGGGGAGGAGAGAGGGCAGGGGGAGGAGAGAGGGCAGGGGGAGGAGAGAGGGCAGGGGGAGGAGAGAGGGCAGGGGGAGGAGAGAGGGCAGGGGGAGGAGAGAGGGCAGGGGGAGGAGAGAGGGCAGGGGGAGGAGAGAGGGCAGGGGGAGGAGAGAGGGCAGGGGGAGGAGAGAGGGCAGGGGGAGGAGAGAGGGCAGGGGGAGGAGAGAGGGCAGGGGGAGGAGAGAGGGCAGGGGGAGGAGAGAGGGCAGGGGGAGGAGAGAGGGCAGGGGGAGGAGAGAGGGCAGGGGGAGGAGAGAGGGCAGGGGGAGGAGAGAGGGCAGGGGGAGGAGAGAGGGCAGGGGGAGGAGAGAGGGCAGGGGGAGGAGAGAGGGCAGGGGGAGGAGAGAGGGCAGGGGGAGGAGAGAGGGCAGGGGGAGGAGAGAGGGCAGGGGGAGGAGAGAGGGCAGGGGGAGGAGAGAGGGCAGGGGGAGGAGAGAGGGCAGGGGGAGGAGAGAGGGCAGGGGGAGGAGAGAGGGCAGGGGGAGGAGAGAGGGCAGGGGGAGGAGAGAGGGCAGGGGGAGGAGAGAGGGCAGGGGGAGGAGAGAGGGCAGGGGGAGGAGAGAGGGCAGGGGGGAGGGGAGAGGGCAGGGGGAGGAGAUGAGGGCAGGGGGGGAGGGGAGGAGAGGGCAGGGGGAGGGGAGAGGGCAGGGGGAGGGGAGAGGGCAGGGGGAGGGGAGAGGGCAGGGGGAGGGAGAGGGCAGGGGAGGGAGAGGGCAGGGGGAGGGAGAGGGCAGGGGGAGGGGAGAGGGCAGGGGGAGGGGAGAGGGCAGGGGGAGGGGAGAGGGCAGGGGGAGGGGAGAGGGCAGGGGGAGGGGAGAGGGCAGGGGGAGGGGAGAGGGCAGGGGGGAGGGGAGAGGGCAGGGGAGGGGAGAGGGCAGGGGGAGGGGAGAGGGCAGGGGGAGGGGAGAGGGCAGGGGGAGGGGAGAGGGCAGGGGGAGGGGAGAGGGCAGGGGGAGGGGAGAGGGCAGGGGGAGGGGAGAGGGCAGGGGGAGGGGAGAGGGCAGGGGGAGGGAGAGGGCAGGGGGAGGAGAGAGGGCAGGGGGAGGAGAGAGGGCAGGGGGAGGAGAGAGGGCAGGGGAGGGAGAGGGCAGGGGGAGGAGAGAGGGCAGGGGGAGGAGAGAGGGCAGGGGGAGGAGAGAGGGCAGGGGGAGGAGAGAGGGCAGGGGGAGGAGAGAGGGCAGGGGGAGGAGAGAGGGCAGGGGGAGGAGAGAGGGCAGGGGGAGGAGAGAGGGCAGGGGGAGGAGAGAGGGCAGGGGGAGGAGAGAGGGCAGGGGAGGGGAGAGGGCAGGGGGAGGGGACGAGGGCAGGGGGAGGAGAGAGGGCAGGGGGAGGGGAGAGGGCAGGGGGAGGGGAGAGGGCAGGGGGAGGGGAGAGGGCAGGGGGAGGGGAGAGGGCAGGGGGAGGAGAGAGGGCAGGGGGAGGGGAGAGGGCAGGGGGAGGGGAGAGGGCAGGGGGAGGGGAGAGGGCAGGGGGAGGGGAGAGGGCAGGGGGAGGGGAGAGGGCAGGGGGAGGGGAGAGGGCAGGGGGAGGGGAGAGGGCAGGGGGAGGAGAGAGGGCAGGGGAGGAGAGAGGGCAGGGGGAGGGGAGAGGGCAGGGGGAGGGAGGAGGGCAGGGGGAGGGGAGAGGGCAGGGGGAGGGGAGAGGGCAGGGGGAGGGGAGAGGGCAGGGGGAGGGGAGAGGGCAGGGGGAGGGGAGAGGGCAGGGGGAGGGGCAGCUCACCUGAUGAGGAAGGGGCGGGCGAAGAAGGCAGGCUGGGUGAGCGCGGCGGGCGGGAGGAGGUGAGAGAGGGUGUGGUAGACGGCCAUGCAGAGCAGCGCCUUGAGCAGUGCGGCGCAUGCCGGCAGCACACGCGGAGGGAAGGCGGGGGAGUGUGGUGCAGAUGGAUGCUUGUGCGCGUAGAGCGUGGCCCAGCACUGCCAGAGGGGUGCAGAGGGGUGAGGGGCGAUGGAGAGGGGAACAAAGAUGAGGAAUGCAGAGGGGGAACAAAGAGGGGGGAUGGGAAGGAGGAAUUGGGGAUGGGGGGGAGGAAUUGGGGAUGGGAGGGGGAAUUGGGGAUGGGGGGGGGGGAGAAUUGGGGAUGGGGGUGA